AUGCAGAAGCUGGGUAGGAAGUACGUGUCGGUGCAGGACAUGAUUGCGGCAGCAAAGAGGUCAGAGGAGGAUGGAGCCGCAGCCAAAGAUGGGGAGGGAGGGGAGGAGGAAAAGGAAAAGAGGAAGAGGAAAGGCAAGUCGGGUGAAGAUAGUGAGGAACUUGAGGAGGAGGAAGCAAAAAAGAAAAGGAAAAAAGGACUGGCAGGGGAGGGGGGUGAGGAGAUGGGCGGAAGAGUGGGCAAGUUAGAGGGAUUGGUAGAGGUUUUUAGUAGGGACAUCAUGGCACCGCUGAAGGAAUUAAAAGUAGAUGGAAGAGGGGGAAGGGAGGAAGUCCAGAAGGUGAAGGAGAGUCUGGAUAAAUGGCAGGAGAAAUGGGAGGAGGAAAGAGGGAAGAUAUGGGAGAAAAUGGUGGAGAUAGGGGGAAAGAUGGAUCAGUCGGAGAGAGUGAGAAAGGAGGAAAUGAAUGAAGUCAACAGCAGACUUCUGAGACUGGAAGAAAACGCAAAGAAUGGGGCUGAGAGAAGGACCAAAGGGAAUGAAAUGAAGGGUAGAGAGGGAAGAGGGGCAGAUAGGGUUGUGGAGGAGGAUAUGAGGAUUGAGACCAUCGAACGGAGGCUACAGGAGUUGGAGUGGAAGGAGGAGGUGAUUGAAAGAAAAAAGAGGAUGGGCAAUGUAGUGAUAAGGAGGAUGAUUUUGGAGGAAAGGGAUGCAAAGGAGGCAGUACUGGAGAUGUUCAGGGACAAGAUGGAUGUGGAGGUGGAGGUUCUGUGGGUGAGGAAGUUUGGGAAGAAGGACAGGGAUGGGGGAGAAUCGAUGGUGGCAAGUCUCAAGGACGAACAUGAAAAGGGGAAAGUGCUUACAAAUAGGAGUAAAUUGAGAGGGAGGAGGGAGAGGCUGGAGAGUGACUUGACAUUCAAGGAGAGAAGGAUACAGCGGGAGCUGGAGGGAAUAGCGGACGUAGAGGCAGAAGGUUGCCACCUGUUGAAGGUGCGGGUGAGAGUAGGAAGAGGCAGGGUAUGGAUAGGAGAGGAACUAUGGCUGUGGGACGAGCGGGAGAAUAAGUUGAAAAGUAGGAAUGGAGNCAAGGAUCCGGACUUUUGGAAAAGGCUGAGGGAAUGGGACGUAGUGUUCCUGAUAGAGACGUGGUUAGACAGGAAAGGGCGGGAGGGGGUGAAGGCGAGAGUGCCGGAGGGAUUCAGGUGGAAGGGGCAGGUGGGCAGAAGAGAUAAUGAAAAAGGAAGGCCGAUAGGAGGAAGGAACCUAGAGUUAAUGAAAGCGGUAAUGGAGGAGCAAUCGGAGGAGCUGACGAUCAUUGGAGGGGAUUUUAAUAUGAAAACAGGGAAAGAAGGAGGUUUUGGGGAUGCAGAGACGGGGGAGGGGGGCGGCAAAAGAAAAUCAAUGGACGACAGAAAAGCAUGCAGAGAGGUGAAAGCGAAGGUGAAACAAGUGAAGGAGGACAUAGAAGGAGCCAUGCGGAGAAGGAGCAAAGGAUGGGGGGACUGGUGGGAUGAAGAGUGUGAGGCACUGAAGUCGGAAGCAAGGAAGGCGCUGAGGAGAGCAAGGAAGGGGGUGGUGGAUAGGGAGGAAUAUAGGGAGAGGAAAAGAGAGUAUGCUAAGCUGUGUGAAGAGAAGAAGGCGGAGGAGCGAAGAAAAUUCGAGAGAGAGGUGGAGGAAGCAGUGGACGCAGGAACACCAGAGGAGAGCAGCAUCAUCAUCAUCAGGGAAAUCUUUAUCAGAUUCAACGUCGACUGGGAGAAUUUACGACUCUCUCAGACCCCACAGAACACCAUCCCGGCCAGCAACAACCAGGAACCUGUCAACAAGUCAUCCGGUCCAUCAUCGCGCCAAGACGCAGCCUCACAAAGUAAAUCAUCUGCACGGACACUCAUCGAGAGGAAGAGGUCAACGACCUCGCACAAUCAGAUUGGAGAUGCUGGACAAUCAGAAAAGUACCAGCUGAGACAUUAA
Molecule: messenger RNA, 1968 nt
Organism: Diachasma alloeum
Lineage: Eukaryota; Metazoa; Arthropoda; Insecta; Hymenoptera; Braconidae
Product: trichohyalin
Exons: 4
Coding region: 1-1968 (655 amino acids)
Source: RefSeq, a predicted model, not a curated record